Pezoporus occidentalis (night parrot) is the source of this 1342-nucleotide messenger RNA. RefSeq names its product lactate dehydrogenase B (gene LDHB). Gene Ontology annotation, cellular component: cytoplasm. The coding region runs from base 152 to 1153 and encodes 333 amino acids. Gene Ontology annotation, molecular function: L-lactate dehydrogenase (NAD+) activity. Gene Ontology annotation, biological process: pyruvate metabolic process; lactate metabolic process. NCBI's taxonomy places the organism in Eukaryota, Metazoa, Chordata, Aves, Psittaciformes, Psittacidae. The transcript has 8 exons. The record is from RefSeq and is a predicted model, not a curated record.
CGCCGGGGAGGGCGGUGCGGAGGGCGGUGCGGUCGGGUCGGCCCUGCCCGCAGGACCGCCCCCGCUGCUGCAGAGCCCUCAUUGCCCGAGCGCCCGGGACUAGGGGUGGUGUUACUUUCGUCUCUCUCCGUUCUGAGCAUUCCGGAAAACCAUGGCUACUCUCAAGGAGAAGCUGAUUACCCCCAUCGCUGCGGGAUCCGUAGUCCCGAACAACAAGAUAACUGUUGUGGGGGUUGGACAGGUUGGGAUGGCCUGUGCUAUCAGCAUCCUGGGAAAGGACCUCUGUGAUGAGCUUGCUCUGGUUGAUGUUUUGGAAGACAAACUUAAAGGAGAAAUGAUGGAUCUACAGCACGGAAGCUUGUUCCUUCACACUCAUAAGAUUGUGGCAGACAAAGACUACGCUGUCACAGCCAACUCCAAGAUUGUGGUAGUAACUGCAGGAGUUCGUCAGCAAGAGGGGGAGAGUCGUCUCAACCUGGUUCAGAGAAAUGUGAAUGUCUUCAAAUUCAUCAUUCCUCAGAUUAUCAAAUACAGCCCCAACUGUACCAUUCUGGUAGUUUCCAACCCCGUGGAUAUAUUGACCUAUGUCACCUGGAAGCUGAGUGGCCUGCCAAAACACCGUGUGAUUGGAAGUGGCUGCAAUCUAGACACAGCCAGAUUUCGCUAUCUGAUGGCCGAGAGACUUGGCAUACACCCAACCAGUUGCCAUGGCUGGAUCUUGGGAGAACAUGGUGAUUCUAGUGUGGCUGUUUGGAGUGGAGUUAAUGUGGCAGGCGUUUCGCUCCAGGAGCUGAAUCCUGCUAUGGGAACUGACAAAGAUAGUGAGAACUGGAAGGAGGUCCACAAGCAAGUAGUUGAAAGUGCCUAUGAGGUAAUCAGACUUAAGGGAUACACAAACUGGGCCAUUGGCCUUAGUGUUGCUGAGCUCUGCGAGACCAUGCUGAAGAACUUGUGCCGUGUUCACUCAGUCUCAACGCUGGUAAAGGGCAUGUAUGGCAUUGAUAAUGAUGUCUUCUUGAGCCUUCCUGCUGUCCUGAGUAGCUCUGGAUUGACAAGUGUCAUCAACCAAAAGCUGAAGGAUGAUGAGGUGGCUCAGUUGAAAAAGAGUGCGGAUACAUUGUGGAGCAUCCAGAAAGAUCUUAAAGAUCUGUAAUCUAUGAAUGUUAGAUAUGUUCCAGAAAUAGAAAAACAGUGUGUUAUGUGCAAAGUGGGCUCUACUCACUGUACAUCAUUAUGGUUUAAACAUUUAAUGCUGUUCCAAAAUGAGCUUUGUUCACAGUAGCUAAACUUACGUUUGCUGUAACGCACAGACCUUAUGAACAAAUAAAGUAACUUUCAGGCA